GAUGUUUGCUUAGUGAGGAGGGAAGAAGUUACACAAGCUGACAGGCGGAUGUUUUAUAACUCUUCGAUGUACUGUUUCUAAUGACGCACACAGUCUAUUCAGCUUGGAGAUUAUAGCCAACAAGUGUUGUUUCUGGACGGCGAGGAUUUUUUUUCCCUAUAAAGAAGGACAACCAACAUAUUCAAACCCAGAGCGACAGGAGAAUUACCGUUAAUAUAAUGGACAUGUCGAAAUGGUGAGGGAAUAAGAAAGGGGUGUGUAUUGUUUGUGACUUCUGGAAACGUGAGAAUACGGGUGUUUAAGCCACAAGACAGGCGGAGGAAACAAACAAACAAACAAACAACAACAACAUGGAGUUACAGUCAGUUCUGCUGACAACCGGUGUGUCUGUGGGCUUUUUCAAACUGGCAAACUGUGGAUUUGCUCGACUCUACAUCCCAGAAACAGCUCAGAGGAAUAAAUGGAAAUGGAGAAACAUCUCCACAUCUUUCCUUCACAGCCUCAUCACUGGAAUAUGGGCUGUGCUUUGUUUUUACGUACAUCCAGAGAUGGCUGAAGAUCUGAUAAAAACACACUCCAUCUUCUCACAUGCUUUGGUGUGUGUAUCCAUUGGGUACUUCAUAUAUGACUUCUUUGACAUGCUUUUCAACCAGAAGAUCAACCAGUCAUGGGAGCUCCUUUUUCAUCACAUGGUGGUGAUCACCUGCUUUGGGCUGUCAGUGCUGACGUGUCGCUAUGUGGGCUUUGCAGUUGUGGCCUUGCUUGUGGAGAUCAACUCCAUCUUUCUGCACCUGAGGCAGAUGUUGCGGAUGGCCAGUAUUGCCAAGAGCACAGUGUACCGCGUAAACAGCAUGAUUAACCUGGGCACAUACGUGGUGUUCCGCAUUAACACCCUGGCAUGGAUGACGCGCUGGUUGGUGUUAAACCGCGAUAACGUUCCCCUUUUCAGUUACACAGUGGGCAGUGUGGGUAUGGCCAUCAUGACCCUCAUGAACAUUGUUCUGUUCUGCCGGUUGCUCCGUACUGAUUUCCUCACGUCCACCCGUGAGAAAGAAGUCAAGAAAGACAAGGACAUGUAAUGGGAGCAGGAAAGCACUCUUGUCUAUGUUUGAACUAUACUAACUUCACCAAGAGCCUCACGUUCCACACCCUGUCGACGCCGGCAUCUGAUGACUGGUUAUUCUGUUUUAUACCAGACCGCUGAUCAAAUUCGUCUGUAAACUUUUUUUUUUAUUAUUAUUAUUUUUUUUAGAAGUGUAAUUAGCUAAGAGAAUCACACUGAAAACUUGUCACAAGCUUAUGAUAAAAGAUCUAAUAAAUUGAUGCAACGAAUGAAUACUUAAGCAUUUAAGUGUUGGAAUUAAUGGUGUCUGUCUGAUGGCAGGAAUGCAUUAUGUUCUGUCUGUAAAUAAUGCUUUAGUUAAAAGAAAAUUCUGGGAUUUUUUUUUUUUUUUUUUAAACCUGGGCCCUGUUUCCCCAUCUCCUUGGGUGCAAGUAUUUACAAGGGACAAAAACGAUUGAAAUCGGUCCAGUAUUGAGUUAGAACGCUAUAACCGGCGACCGCAAAACAGCUGUACGAUGUAAUCCUACGGCGCAAUCAUCCACGUCAAAAUAAACUUGUUUUCACCACUGACAGACUCAUAAUGUCAUUCCUACAGACAUACACCUGUCUGUUUACCUCAAUAAGAACUGUAGAAAAUGCCUGUUUGUUUUUCUACACUCGUUAUUUUACUUUUUUUCUUCUUCCAGUCUCUGACACAGCACUUCAUUCAGCGUCUGUGGUUGAUUAUUACACAGGGUCUGUUUUCUGAUGUCUACAAAAGAGAUCCUUUCCAUGUUAGACACUCAUCCAUAUUGUUGUAAUCAGCUAAAUAUUUGGUAUUCCUUUGGGAAUGGACUUCUUCACAAAUUCUGCAUGAUUCCUCCUUUUGUGAAAGUUUUGUUUUCGCAUUCUAACUCAAUACUGGAACAAUUUCAAUCAUUUGUGUCUCUAGUAAAUAUUUAGACCCGAAGAGAUGGGAGAACUAGGGCCCAGGUUAAAAAAUCUUUCAACCUUUAAAGCUGAAUUAAACUAUACCACUGUAAACUUACUGUUAAAUACAUUUAAUAACCAUAAACCUAAAACUAUAAUUACACUAAUACAUACAGAAACUAACAAAAUACAUGUAUAAUCCUAUACAUAUGCCUUGCAGAGGCCUCAUGAAGGUUUGCUUAGCCUUUUUAAUACCUACCUCUGCUAUCUCAUAAUCAUGUAGCAGUUAAAGAGUUAAUCUUCUCUUCGCUCCAUCUGCGUUCCGUAGGCGCUAAAGAAGGCCUUGGAAUUCUUGAAGACGUUUCAGCUCUCAUCCGAAAGGCUUCUUCAGUUCUGUCUGACUAGUGAGGAGUUCCAGGUAUUUAUCCUCUAGUGGACCAAAAGCAACCCUAAGGUGGGUCAUUGAGCCUCUCCGUCAUCCUGUAGGUGUUGGGGUUACUGGAGGCUGGGUGUGAAUGGUGAUCACCCUAACGACUUGAGGCUGCUAACACCGUUCACACCCAGCCUCCGGUAACCCUAACACCUACAGGAUGACGGAGAGGCUCAACGACCCAUGUGACCUCAACGACUCUCCUUAGGGUUGCUUUCGGUCCCUUAUGCCGCUUUUCCACUACCAACGCGGCUGAGUUGGGCUGAGUCGAGCUGAGUGGGGCUGUUGGCGUUGCAUUUCGACUACAACCGCGCUGAACCGUGCUGGCUGGAAGUGGGUGGACACGUUGGGUGGAGUUAGCGAAAGUGGGUGGACGUCACGUGAUGAUGUUAGGCGGCGCAAACAGUGACAUCAAUGACCUUUUAAGCGGUAGUCUCACGACCCGGACAGCAAACAAUAAACAUGGAGUCAUUAGUGUUGCUGGUCUUGGUGCUGUGGCUUGUUGUCACCGACAACGCCAACAGAUACUGGCAAGAGCGUAUAGAUGAGGCGAGGCGCAUAAGGCUUCAGAAAUUCUCGUAAUUCUUCUUCUUCCGGGUUUAUGGUGUUUACAGAUCCCAGCGUGCUCGCGGGGCGUGUGUGGGCAUGUGAGGACACUCCUCCUCACCAAUCAGUGCACAGGGGAGUGUCUGCUCAUGCCCCUAGCCCCACUCGGCUCGGUUUGGCUCGCUUCAGCCCUACUCCAAAACGGUGCGAGUUUUGGGUGCUGAGUAAGGCUGAAGCGAGCUGAGUCGCGCCGCUCUGAGGUAGUCGAAACGCGAGCCGUGUCGGGCUGAAGUGAGCUGAAAAAGGGUAGUGGAAAAGGGCCAUUAGAGAAUAAAUACCUGGAACUCCCUACUAGUCAGACAGAACUGAAGAAGCCUUUCGGAUGAGAGCUGAAACGUCUUCAGGAAUUUCAAGCAAGUCCAAGUUGUCGUCUUUAGCACCUACGGUUCGCUAUGACCUGGAUGACCGAGAACCUUCACAGACGUAUCCAUCUGUGUUCAGUACCUGUGAGCAGUUCUGGCAGAGUGACGCAAUUGUGCCUGUUUGCCUACAUAAUGCUGACCAGAGGGGGUAAAAAAGGAGCUGAAUAAUGUUUGUAAAAAUGCUUUAGGUCAGGCUUGGCUGUUUAACUAUGAUUGGAGGACUGCUCUGAAAAUGUCCUCGGUCUCAGUUUGAUACAGGACCAACACCUCAAUGCUGGACUUAAGUCCUCUCCGCCUCUUCCACACAGCACUGACAUCAGUGCGAGAAGUCUGAUGUCUGAUCAAUUUCACACUUUGGUAGACUGUUAACUGUCACUAUGACCUCAUGGUAGCUGUACCUGAAGGUGCUCAGUGUAUUUAGAGGAAGCUGUUAAAACUGGAUGAUUAUUGCAAAAUGUGUGAACUUUUUAAUUACGUUUUGUAUGUUUGUUUCUUGUAUGGACAUAUUUUGUAUAUAUAUAUUUUAUUAUUUUUACUCAUCAUACUAAAAUGGAUUUUGUUGUGGAAAAAUGUUGGUCACAGAGGACAGUAUUGGAUAGUGUCUUUAUUUUUAAUAUUGUGAAAUUUACAGCAGUCUCCAGUGAACAGUCCGGGUCUUUUUUUUUUUUUUAUUCCUAUUUUGACCUUUUACAGUGUGGUGUUUGCGCUUAACUCUAACCAGAUGUUUAAUAGGUAGUGUGUAGAGUUCCUGUUUUUAUCAGGGUUAUCAGGAAGUUGCAUAUCUUAACUAUGUAGCACAUUUAAUAACCAUUUAGCAUACCAGCAUGCCACUCUUCAAAAUGAAUGAUUUCAAUUAAAAUUACACUAAAAACUGUAUUCAUGGAUAUUUACCUCCUAGCCAAGAUCGACUCCAAAUGCAAAAUAAUGAAAGGCUCUCAAAAUUGCAUUCAGCUGGUUAGUUGGGGUGGAUAAAGUCAUUUAAAGUUAAAAUGUAAAAUUCGUAGGAAGAAAUUUCAAUAAUAAAAGUGAGCUCAUAAUUAUUAUAAAUGAAUGAACGCCAUUAAAAGAUGCUUAAUAUGCCACAAUAAAUUAGUGUUGUUAUCUUGAGGCUGAGUGUAACCAAGCUUUGAGAUUCGAGCUUCGGAUUGUGUUGCUAUGAAAGAUAAGAUUAUUUUAGCAGGUAGUGGUAACACACUUUCAUUUCAUGAAAUUAGUAAAGUAGUAAUGUUUUUACUGAAUUCUAUAGUGCUGGAGUGCUGUGUAAUGCAGUGAAAAUAUACUGUGGUGAUAUUGUGAAGGAACUUUUAAAGUGCAUAUUCUGGACCAGUUUUUGUUUUUAAUAUGAAAGUAUGUCCCUUUACACACUCAUCCAGAAGGGUAAUUUUGCACAAGGCCAUCUGUCUACAGCAGAAAAAAAUAAAAUAAAACGCGUCUGGAAAAAUCCCAAGGGAGUCUGGAGCCAGAUUCGUGACGUUACCUGCGGAAGCGCCAGCAGGCUGCGUGAGCUUUGCACGGUUUCAGUGCACAGCCUGUGUAGACCAAGCGCUCCCAUUUCUCUCUCAUUGUCCGGUCUUUUGGGAAACGAUGAGUACUAAUCCCAUCAAGAUUGGUGUUGCUACACCCUCCUACAAUACAUCUGUUAACCGUUUUAAUAAUUACGUGAUAACGUUGAGGAAAUUUGCAGAAAACCACCAGGUCGUUUUCUCAUAAACAAACCGGCGCUGACGUAGGAUUCAGAGGGAGGCGUCCCGCACGCGAUGUUACGAAAAUCAAUGUUUGUCAGGAAAUCCAAAUGCCAAGUUUAUUCAGAGGCGGACCAACUCACCUCAAAUGGCUUGAUUUCAACAGAAUUUUUCUGGUAUUGCGCAAGGUAAAAAAAUUGCGCAAAAUGUGACAGAUAUUUGACCAAAGUUUAAUAUAAAAUAAGAGAAUAGGAGUACAUUGAUCUUGCUCCUGAAUUUACCCGUGAUAUGCACUUUAAGUAGCACAUCGUCACAGUUUCCAAAGCCAUAGAUGAUGUCAAAGUGGUUUACUUGUGUAAGUGAUUAGAAAACCAUAAUGCUUUCAUUAGCAUAUCACCAUUCAACACUACUGCAUGUGCUGUCGAGAGAAAAGGACAAGCUGAAUGUGGUGCUGUUGUCCUGACCCUCUCUAUAAGUCUUACAAUUAAUGAUUGUGUUUAAAUUGCACAUAACACAAUUAUAUUUUUGUUUGUAUAAAUAGAUGUUUUAUAAUUAAUACAAUUGCAAUUUAUAUAUAUUUUGUAUUUUACUGAUAUGUGGAAAAUAAAACAGUACCCCUUGCCGUA
Messenger RNA from Neoarius graeffei (lesser salmon catfish), 5678 nucleotides. RefSeq names its product TLC domain containing 2 (gene tlcd2). The transcript has 4 exons. Lineage: Eukaryota; Metazoa; Chordata; Actinopteri; Siluriformes; Ariidae. The record is from RefSeq and is a predicted model, not a curated record. The coding region runs from base 351 to 1079 and encodes 242 amino acids. Gene Ontology annotation, cellular component: plasma membrane. Gene Ontology annotation, biological process: regulation of membrane lipid distribution; phospholipid homeostasis; plasma membrane organization.